CAGGAACAGGUGCUAGGUAUAGAUAGCUCCCUACCCCCUUCAUCCUCACCCCCAGACCUGAGCUGCAGAGAGCAUUGACCACUCUCCGGAGUCUAUGGGAGGCGUGCUAAGGACCAGAGGAGAGUCCAGCAGCGGUCAGUGAGCCCUGAGCAGCAGGGAGACUGGAACAACCAGCAGAGGGCACCAGUGAAUCACCCCCGAUGGAGGGACACCUGUCUCUUGGGGCAUGCAUGAUGCCUGCUGCAUCUCCCAAAUGGCCACAGUUCAGGAUAGAGGUGACAGCAGGCCUAUCCCACCAAGGCCACUCCAUGUAACUGUGAGUACCCCAAGUUCCUCCAAAUCCAGCGCAUCAGCCCUGUCCUGUGCUCUCUAGGCCUGCUCUGGCUGUGUCUCUCCAGGGCAUCAGACCAGCAGGAUUGUGCUUGGAGUCCCAGGAAAUGGAGCGCCCUCCAGCUCUGUCCCCUGGAUAUGCCAUGAGCCCUUUUAAGAACCAGGACUCGGGGGAGCACCCUAGGUGACCUGGAACGGGCACUUCCUUUCCCAGAAGCCUUGAGAGUUCCCAGGGUGGUAGCCCAGCCCUCACCUCCUUCAACUAGCCCUGGCAGCGGUCCAGGUCCGUGGCGCCCUGCCAGCUGAUGGAGGAGAGUGUGGCAGCCAGCACUGGAGUAGGGGGACAAGGAUGGGUGCUGGGAGCUUCUCCACACCCCUGCACCCUCUCCACUCCUAGGGAGAUUCAGAGCCCGGCCACGCCCCCACCCCCACAGCCCCAGGCUUGGCUCCCACAGUUCCCAUCCAGGCAGGGCUGCAAGUAGGUGACUGGAUGGCUGCUGAGAAGGGCAGGGUGAAUGGGGGUGUGGACCUGGGCAAGUGCACUGCUCAGCCAAUCAGCGACCUGCCCGGCCGGUGGAUUCGGUUACAAGCCCAAGAUCACCCCAUACUCCAGCCUCUCUCCUCCUCCGCCUGCAGCUCCAUUCAUUGGCCCCGCCACUCUGGGGCCUGCUGGGCACUGCUUCCGUUCAGGCCGCUCAGCUGCUGCCUCGUGGGGCCACCCCGGGCAGGCAUCCUGGGGGCUUUGUCUGACCGGGCUGGGCCAGGACAGAAUGGGGGUUCUGCCAGCGCUCUUGAGAUUGCUGGGCUUUCUGGGGGUAGCUCUGGGGGGCUCCCCUGCUCUCCACUGGGACAGUACCUCCUGCUACCUGGACAGACCCAUCCCUGGCAGCCCCCUGAGGUCCCUGAGCUUCCUGGGCAAGGAUGCCCAGGGAGCGGCCUUGUACCACGCCCACUGGGAUGCGCGCAGGAGGCUGCGGGGUUGUAGCCGGCAGGAUGAACCCGAGCUCACUGCUGUUUUCGCUGCCGUCUGUGCUCACGAGAGCACUCGGGGCUCCUUCAUCCACACCCCUGGACCUGAGCUGCAGAGAGCUCUGAACACCCUUCGGAGUCAGUGGGACACCUGCCGAGAGCCUGAGGAGAGGCCGGCAGGGGCCAGAGAGAAGCGAGCGGCAGGGCGGAGCGGAGCGCACCAGCGAAGGAGGAGAGGCUGGACCAUGCCGGGCACGCUGUGGUGUGGCGUCGGGGACUCCGCUGGGAACUCCUCGCAGCUGGGGAUCUUCCAGGGCCCCGAUCUCUGCUGUCGGGAGCAUGACCUCUGUCCACAGAACAUCUCGCCCUUGCAGUACAACUACGGCAUCCGGAACUACCGAUUCCACACCAUCUCCCACUGCGACUGUGACGCCAGAUUCCGGCAAUGCCUGAGGAACCAGCGUGACUCCAUCUCAGACAUCGUGGGCGUGGCCUUCUUCAACGUGCUGGAGACCCCCUGUUUCGUGCUGGAGGAGCAGGAGGCCUGUGUGGCGUGGUACUGGUGGGGCGGGUGCAGGAAGUAUGGCUCGGCGCUGCUUGCCCGCCUCCAGCCCAGGACCCAGUACAAUGCAUCCUGGAACUCUCCAGCCACCUCCCUGACCCCUAGCCCCCAACCCCCAGCUGCUACCAAAGCACAACAGAAGCAGCAUCCUUCAAAGCAGCUGAAAGGGUCCGAGCAUCCCAGCAAAGCCAACGUCGCAGCCCUCCAGGCUUCCGUGGCCUCUCCCAGGCCUGAUGUGGCACCCACAGCCCAACCAGGGAGCUCCCAUCCAGACCGCCAGGGCCCACAGGCUAGCCUAAAACCUCGAGGUCCCCGACGGGCCUGCCGCAGCUUCCGCCGCCUGGACCAGUGUGAGCACCAGAUUGGGCCCCAGGAAACCAAGUUCCAGCUGCACAACGCAGCCCAGGAGCCCCUCUUCCACUGUAACUGCACACGCCGUCUGGCGCGCAACGCGAAGCUCCAUGGCCUACCUGCGGGCACCAGUGUGCUUUGGGAGCUGCUGGGCACGACCUGCUUCAAGCUGGCUCCUCCACUGGUCUGUGCAGAGGGCAAAGGCUGUUCCAGAGACCCCAGGGCCAUCAAGGUGUCAGCUCAGCACUUGCGGCGGCUUCAGCAAAGGCGACUCCAGUUCCAGGAUACAGGCACAGCUGAGGGACAGGUGUGGCCUUCGGAGGACACAGGAGCCCCCGUGUCAUUCUAUGACCAGUGCCUGAAGCUAACCCAGGCAGCCCAAAGACCUGACGGGAGGCAGAAAUCAUGGAGCCAGUGACCUCAGUCAGCUCUCCUGGGCACCAGCCUGGACCUUGUUCCUGGCUUUGCUGGGCCCUGGAAUUCUCCACCUCCUCUCCAUGGGUGAGACCGAGGCAUGGUAGAGGCUCUUGUGGACAGCUAGAAGGCAGGACAGUGGGAGCGGGAGUCCUCAAAUGCUGAACCACAUCACCUGCUGCACUGGCUGAUCCUGGGCUGGUGACACAACCUCUCUGUGCCUGGAUAUGGUGUUUGGGAGGCUCAUUCUGAUGCUCCAGGCUUGAGCCUUGCUGGGGAACUUCAUGUAUGGAUGACUGUGCGGGGAGGGUAACUUAUUGCAGCAGUCCUGGGAGGUACCAGGAGUAGGUGCAUGCAUGCCCAUGUUGCAAAAGCGAUUUCUCAAGAACUUGCUGAGGGGAGCCCCAGUGCCAGGCUGCUAAGGCCUGGGGCAGCAGGCAGGGAGUUUAAGAGAUGCCACAGAAGUGCCUGUGUCUGGGUAUAGGAAGGUGGGGGGUCUGCGGAGGACGUCCUAACUCCUCCUCCCAGGGGGCCCCUUUUUAUACUAGCUGCUGUGAUUUUCCUAACCCAGUCCUGGAUCAUUCCUCCUGGCCUAAACCUAAAUUCAAAUCUCCCCCAUGCCCUUGGGCAAGGGGCUCCUCUCCCCAGUUCUCAGCCUUUGUUUUCUCCUCUGAAAAGGAGGGUCCUCAACGAGAGCUACCUCACAGGGUUGUUGAGGAUGAAAUGUACCAAUGCAUGAUGACGCUUAGCACCGAGUGAGCGCUCCUUCCCUCCCACACGGCCAGUCUGUGCUUUGUGUCUGAGUUUGAAAGGCUGCUGUAACUUCUUGGAGACCUCAGUUUGCUCACCUGUGAACUGGGGCUAAGAAUGGCACCGAACCCACUGGGCUGUGGUACAGAUGAGAAGAGACGACAUGGGUCGUGUAUAUGGCUGGUGCCCGGUAAAUGUCAGCUCUGUCACUCCCUUGGUUGGCUCUUUGAUCCAUACUUU
Molecule: messenger RNA, 3616 nt
Organism: Tupaia belangeri chinensis (Chinese tree shrew)
Lineage: Eukaryota; Metazoa; Chordata; Mammalia; Scandentia; Tupaiidae
Gene: PLA2G3
Product: phospholipase A2 group III
Exons: 7
Coding region: 846-2630 (594 amino acids)
Biological process (GO): arachidonate secretion; phospholipid metabolic process
Molecular function (GO): A2-type glycerophospholipase activity
Source: RefSeq, a predicted model, not a curated record